This is a messenger RNA of Microplitis demolitor, 666 nucleotides long. RefSeq names its product ATPase inhibitor mai-2, mitochondrial. Gene Ontology annotation, biological process: negative regulation of ATP-dependent activity. Lineage: Eukaryota; Metazoa; Arthropoda; Insecta; Hymenoptera; Braconidae. The record is from RefSeq and is a predicted model, not a curated record. Gene Ontology annotation, molecular function: ATPase inhibitor activity. Bases 112 to 423 code for a protein of 103 amino acids. Gene Ontology annotation, cellular component: mitochondrion. The transcript is spliced from 3 exons.
UCAUAUCACCGGUUAUUUUACAAUAUUGCGUAUAUUACAUUGCCCAGAAAUUAAUUUCUUGAAUUGCAGAUAAAAAUUUUCUCAAGAAUAUUAUUAAUUACUAUCAUAAAAAUGCAACGUGCUCUAUCAAUCUGUUCACGUAAUAUGGCCACACUAAGCCAAUCACGAAUGGUUGGAGAACGUGGAUCUGGUGCUGGAAAAGGAGGUGGUGGUGGUGGAUCUAUUCGUGAAGCUGGUGGUUCUUUUGGUAAAAUGGAAGCUGCUAAUGAAGAUCAAUAUUUUUACAAUCAGUCGAAAGAUCAAAUAGCUAAAUUACGUGACGAGCUACAUGAUGAAAUUUCAUUCCAUGAAGAGCAAAUAAAACGUCAUCAAGAAGCUAUCACUCGCCACAAGUCACGAAUCAAUCAAAUGGACAAGCAAUGAACGGCUAAGUUAUCGAAAGCACUUGAAUACUUGCAAAACAUAAUAUAUAUAAACAAUAAAAUGAUAACUAUUUAACGAACGUAAACUUGAUUGGUAAUUAUUGAGCAUUCAAUAGUUACUAUUUAAUCAAUUAACCGUCAAUGCUUGUAAACUAGUAAGCCUAAUUAGAUUUAGUGUUACUCAUCACCUUUUUUUUAUGCUUUGUGUAAAGUUUUUGAAUAAAUAAUCUUUUCAACAGUUUAA